Messenger RNA from Moneuplotes crassus, 1779 nucleotides. The record is from the annotation of a GenBank genome assembly. NCBI's taxonomy places the organism in Eukaryota, Ciliophora, Spirotrichea, Euplotida, Euplotidae.
UAUUAAUGGAAGACAGAUUAUCAAAAACACUUAGUUUUGCAUUAGAGAACCUUGAAGUAGUCCCAACUGAUAUUGAUGAAGAUGUCCAGAAGAUGACAAUCAACUGUAAAUUGUUAACUGAAAAUGGAUACAAGAAGCGUUUUUGCAUUAUUUCUAAUCAUUGGAUCGACUUCUACAAAAAUCGAGAAUCUAAGAAAGCGAAGUAUAGUAAGAAGAUGGAAGAUAUUGAUGCACUUUACAUCAACUCACUAGAGAACCAGAUAGUAUGAAGGACGAUGGAACCCCCUAAUAUUGUCGUGAAGACCAAACAUGCCAAAGAUGUCCUUAGGCUCCUCUAUGCGAUAAAUUUAAGAGACGGGUGACAGGUUUUUCAGAUACCUCAGGAAGACCUUGAUGAGUAUAUGGAAGACGAAGAUUACCCUGAUGAAGAAUAUCUUAUAUCAGAGAAGCAGGAAGAUGAUGAAGAUGAGUUUGAAGAUUUAGACGUUGAUUGCUCUUCAGAAGAUGGUGAAGCAGGAUUUGAGGAAAUGUCAAAUGCUAUUGCGUCAAUGGGUCGAAAAAUUUACUCAUCAGUAAGAAAGACUAAGCUUAGCUCUGUGGAGGAGAACCAUAAAAAUUUGAUACAUCUUGGAUCAGAAGACGAUGAAGAUGAUGGUGACGAUACUCCUCGUUCUAGACAUUCUCAAGAAUCCUCUAAAAGUGAUGAAGAAGAUGUUCCUUUACCAAAGCUAAAGAGUCAGUUUUCUCUAACACAUGACGGAUUAAAAGAAUUUAAGGUUUUGGGGAAUCUUGGAGAAGGAUCAUUCGCAAAAGUAGUUGUCGCUAUUGAUAAAGAAAAUAAUCUUUAUGCUAUGAAGAAGAUGAACAAAUCAUUUCUUGAGGAAACCAAAGUUGAUGAUAAUGUGAAGAACGAGCAUAAAAUCUUGAGAUAUGUCGAUAAUAGAUUCUUACUAAGCAUGAAGCAUUAUUUUGAAGAUGAUAAUAAAAUUUAUUUCUUUACAGAAUUCAUGGCAGGCAAAGAUCUCAAGUACCAGAUGGAAGUGCUAGACAGUGGCUUCACUCUUAAUGAGGUUAGAAUGAUCGGUGCUCAGAUGAUUCUUGCUUUAGAAUGUCUUCACAAAAAUGGAUACAUUCAUAGAGACAUAAAACCUGAGAAUAUCAUGAUUGAUGAAAGAGGCUAUAUCAAACUUGCAGAUUUCGGACUUGCUAACUGUCUUUCUAAUAAAAAGAAAACAGGACUGGCUGGAAAUAUCGAGUAUAUGGAUCCUUCAGUAAUCAAGCAGGAUAAAUACUGCAAUUUACCUUCUGUGGAUUGGUGGGCAUUUGGAAUUCUUUUGUACCAUCUGCAUUACAAAGAGACUCCAUUCUGAAACUAUGACAUUGUAGCAACAUUUAGAGAAGAGACAGAAAAACAGGUUAAAGAUUUUAUUUUAAAUCAAGAGUUACAAUUUCCCUCUAACGUUCAAUCAGGAAGAGAUAGAGAGUAUCGAGUUUUUAAGAAAUUAUUGCACAAGCUGUUAGUAAAAGAUCCCUCUCAAAGACUUCCAUGGUCAAAAAGCGGAAGAGGAGGCUCUAAGAUCAAGAAGCAUAAAUUUUUCGAAGGAAUAGAUUGGGAAGCUUUAGACCCAAAAAGAGGAGAACCAAAGCUAGAGAUGCCAUUCAUCCCACGAAUCAACUAUUCUAAGCUCAAGAAGUUGUAUAAAAAGGCUGGAGUUGAAUUUGAUAAAGGAAGAUUUAAAGAUUUCAGUUAAUUUAUUCAUAAUAUUCCAGAAGGUUUAA